AAUAGCCAGGUACAUUCCCUUCUCGCUUCUUUCCUUUGUCCAUCUUUAUUAUUAAAGACGGGCACCAGAGGAUGAGAUGAAUUGAGCAAGCGACAGAGAUAUAUAUAUAGAGAGAUUUUUCUUGAGAUCGUUUUAGCAGGGAGAAAGAAGAUAUGAUGCUCCCAGGGGUGGAGCUGGCCCGGAAGCGGCGGGUGCACUGCCACAGCGGCGGCGAGACCCCGGCGGCGCGGAGAUCGCCGGCGGAUCCGACUGACAUGCGCCUCCCCUACCUCCGACCGACCGCCAUGGACGAGUCCGCCUUUGCCGCCCGCAUCCGCCUCGAGGAGAAGCUCCGCGGCGUUGCCGGUCCUCCUCUCCCCGCCGCCGCCGCCACCACCUCCUCCUCCUCCUCCUCGUUUUCCUUCUCGCCGAGACGGAGGCAGCGCGAGGCAUCCGAUGGGAAGACAAAGCCCAAGAGCGGUGGGCUCAAGAGGACGGGAUCGAGGACCGAGCUUUGUGCGGUGUGCCUUGAAGAUUUCCAGUCGAAGCAAAGCGUCAUGAGGCUGCCCUGUUCCCACAAAUACCACUCUGACUGCCUCCUCCCAUGGCUGGCUGCUCAUGCUCACUGUCCAUGUUGCAGAACGCCUGUUCCAUUCUUCAAUUGCCUCUCCUAGCGGAACAAUGAUUCCAUCAAAUGAUGAAGUUUUUUGUAAUUAGAUCUUGCUUUUUCUUUUUUUUUUUUGACCUUUUUCUUUUGAUACAGGGAUUAGCUGUUAUUGACAUGAGUCUUCAUUUGCUCACAUAAAACGAUUGAUUUGAUCCAAAAACACUACUGCAUGAGGCUUAAUUUUUAACAAAUCCCAUCACCUAAAGAAAAAUGUUUCGUGUUAGAUUUUUACUUUUAUAUUUUCAUUAUAUGAGUCCUUCUUUUUUAUUAGUUGAGGUGAAGUGUGUAAGUUGGAUGAAUAGGAUAUGGAACAUAGCUUGAAGGCUUACUGGCUCAAAUUCUGUUGGCAGAACCGAAUAUAAUGGGUCAGUUACAAAUGAGCUGCAGAAUGUAAAAGUCAAAAAUACGAGAAAAAAAAUAUUUUGAUAUGUACCAAAUGAAUUUGAACAGAUCUUUGGUGUAUAAGAAUUUUUGCAUAUGCUUUGUAUGCUAGCGAUUUAUGUAUGGAUUAUGAUUAUAAAAAAUUGCAUAUUAUUAUGAAAA
Phoenix dactylifera (date palm) is the source of this 1189-nucleotide messenger RNA. RefSeq lists its product as uncharacterized. The record is from RefSeq and is a predicted model, not a curated record. Lineage: Eukaryota; Viridiplantae; Streptophyta; Magnoliopsida; Arecales; Arecaceae. Gene Ontology annotation, biological process: ubiquitin-dependent protein catabolic process. Gene Ontology annotation, molecular function: ubiquitin protein ligase activity.